This is a messenger RNA of Guyanagaster necrorhizus, 3174 nucleotides long. Its product is annotated as Rad4-domain-containing protein. The record is from RefSeq and is a predicted model, not a curated record. Gene Ontology annotation, molecular function: damaged DNA binding; single-stranded DNA binding. Gene Ontology annotation, biological process: mismatch repair; nucleotide-excision repair. The transcript has 11 exons. The coding region runs from base 54 to 2810 and encodes 918 amino acids. Gene Ontology annotation, cellular component: XPC complex; nucleus; cytoplasm. NCBI's taxonomy places the organism in Eukaryota, Fungi, Basidiomycota, Agaricomycetes, Agaricales, Physalacriaceae.
UGUCCCUUGUUCAUAUAACCCUUCUCUAAAUUAUCAAGAUAUCGUAAUAAUUAAUGUCUGGCGCUACUUCUGAACUUGAGCCCAUCGUUUACGCCGACAGUGAAGAUGACAUCGACUGGGAGGAAGUCGAAGUUGAAGCACAGCCGGAACUGGAGCGACAUUUAGAAAUCACGCUGCAUGAACGACCCAAGCUAAAGGACAAAGUGAAGAAGAAAGGAAUAUCGCAUGCAGACCGAGUCCUACGAAUCAAUUGCCACAAAAUUCACACUGUAUCUCUUCUUGCCAACGCCUGGGUCAGGAAUAAGUGGCUCAACGAUGAGCUUCUCCAUGCCCGGCUCAUGUCCUUCGUCCCUAUGUCCAUUCAAACUUCUUUCGUCAUGAUUCACAAGUCUCGCGUACCAGAUCAAGCGAAGCGCGGUCGAAUGUUCGAGAAAUCCCUCGACACUCUUGUCAAGUGGUGGUAUGAGUCCUUCUUUGAGGUCCUCCCAGAAGGACACAUACGAAACCGGACGUUUGAUUUCGUUCAGAGGCGCAUGCCGUUGGACUCCCAAACUCAGACUGGAGAGGAGUGCGUUCUCGAUACGGAAGUGCUGCAAGAUAUCCUUGACGAUGAUGUCGAACGCAUCAAGAGUUCGAAGAGUCUUAUGAAGCAUGCGCUGAUGCAGAGCGGGUCACGAGAUACGGGAGCUCAACUGUUUACGGCGCUAUGUAGGGGCCUAGGAAUACCGGCGAGGCUUAUUGUGAGCUUGCAGAGUGUGCCGUGGCAGGCAGGUGUUGGAAAGCCUAGGCCUAAAUAUGAUAAGAAGAAGAAGAAUAGCCAGGUGAGGGAUCCUGAGGACGGUGAACCCAAAGACGAGACACCAAUUGCGUCAACGUCUGCCUCGAGCUUGAAUGACCUCGCGUUCAAGGGAGAAGGGCAGAGGUUAGAUGGCGCUCCCGUCGGAAAGAGUGACAAAGCAAAAGGAAAAGAAAAGGCUAAACCAACGGUCAAACUGCGCAAGACCAAGAGUAAAGGUAACGUUCUGGGUGCAGCGCCGCCCAAGAAAGAAGAUCCUACCUCCACUCCGCCAGUAUUCUGGACAGAGGUCUUCUCGCGGCCUGACGGUCGGUGGAUACCAAUUGACCCACUCCGAGCUGUUGUCAAUAAACGGAAUGUCUUUGAUCCUACGGGAAUGUCGCAGCAGAAUCGGCUAGUGUAUGUUUUGGCUAUAGAAGAGGAUGGGUAUGCUAGAGAUGUGACAAGAAAGUAUGCUAGACAGUACGGUGCCAAGGUGGCGAAGGUUCAGGGUGGCGCUGUGACUGGGGGAGGUGGGAAGGGAAGGGAAGCGUGGUGGGAGAGAGUCGUUAGUAUUGUAACGAGGCCGUAUCGACUGAACCGCGACGACGUGGAAGAUACCGAGUUGGAAUCGGCGCAGAUCAGGGAAGGUAUGCCAACGACGAUUUCCAGGUUCAAAGACCAUCCAUUGUAUGUCCUAACAAGGCACCUGAAGCAAACAGAAGCGAUCCAUCCGCCGCCACCUGACACGCCUGAGUUGGGCAAGUUCAGAGGGGAGCCGGUAUAUCCUCGGUCGUCGAUCGUUUCAUUGAAGACGGCUGAGAAUUGGCUGAGAACCGAGGGGAGGUCGGUCCGCGAAGGUGUCCAGCCUCUGAAGAUGAUCAAGUCGCGUCCAGGGACUAUCGGACGGAUGAGGGAGCUUGAGAUCCUCAAGGACAGCCUGAGGGAAGCCGGAGAGGAUGCCGACGAUCAAGCUCAGGUCAUGCAUGGUUUGUAUGCGCGCGGUCAAACUGAAUUAUACGUCCCCAAACCCGUGGUUGAUGGCAAAAUUCCCAAAAAUGACUUUGGCAAUAUCGAUCUAUAUGUGCCUACGAUGCUUCCUAGGGGUGCUGUCCAUGUUCCUUUUAAGGGUGUCCAGAAAAUUGCCAAAAAGCUUGGUUUAGAUUACGCCGAUGCAGUCAUAGGCUUCGAAUUUAAGAAACGUCGCGCGUUUCCGGUACUGGAAGGCGUUGUUGUCGCUGUAGAGAACGAGCAAGUUCUAUUAGAUGCAUACUGGGAAACGGAACAAGAUGCACAAGAGAAGGCGCGAGUGAAGCGGGAAGAAAAGGCUAUCAAGAGGUGGACAAGGCUGAUCCAUGGGCUGCGAAUCCGGCAGAGGCUGCAGGAGCAGUAUGCUGGACGCGGAGAAGAUAAGGCCACGGAGAAAGAGGAUGAAGAGAAACAACCCGAGCAUGGCGGUGCGGGGGGAGGAUUCCUCGUGGGUGCUGAUGAUGUCGUUCAGGCGUUUCACCUUCCCAAGGCCCCGCGUCUUGAUAUAGAUCUCGAGUCCGAUCUUGUAGCCUCUACCGUGCAGAAUCUACUUUCAAAGGAAGACGGCGAGAAGAAGAAAUUCGACCUGGAAACCAUGGACGUGGAUUCCGAUUUGGACGAGGUCGUAGUAAUGGGAAGCGCCACGAGCCACAUUCCCAAAACCAUGCGUGAGCUGGCGGAGGAUGCUGCGCGGUUGCGGGUGGUGGACAAUGAAGAGGAGGAGGAAGUGGAUCCACCCAAGAAAGAUGGAAAUGGAAAUAGGAGAGGAAAAGGAAAAGAUUCAGGCACGUCUAGGAAAGGGGGAAGCAAAUCUAAACGACGAAAGAGGGGCAGGGAUCUUGAUGAGAGUGAGGGUGAAGGUGAGGGUGAGGCGUCACCUGCGAAGAGGGGGAAGACUGUGGCGUCGUCGACGAGAACUUUGCGCCCGCGUGCUUCGAAGAACAGAGCGAAGAUUGAGGAAGAGACGGCACAUGAGGAUGCCAUUAGGCUUGCUAUUGGAGAGUAAUAUUAUUUCAGAGUUGUCGACGUGUUGACAGAGCUGCCUUUCCACCUAGCCGGCACCGUAAUAUGCUCUACUGCAUGACUUAUGGUUUGGGUAUCACUUCUAAGCUGGGAAGAAGGAUCCAACGUUUCCCGCUACGUGAAAAUGACUUUUCAAAUUUGACUGAGUGUUUCAGAGCUAGAUCGCAAUUAGUAGUGCCGGCUCGCUGCGAUACAACCAUUGCAAGAUGCCGCCGUCACGCAUAUUUAGGACCGUAAUGUUGGCGUUCCUUGCGACUAUUCCUGUAACUGUUAUGAGUGAACGAGCGACACCUGCACGGAUCUCCCGAGGGAGCUUUAUUAUAUACUAUAUGCAUACGAUCCUUUUG